AUGUGGCACGGUCAUGUUUCGUUGCCUGCUGUAACGAGAUACUUGGCCAUACUUCCUCUCGUUGACCGUCUGCCGCGAUAUCCAAACGAGCUGGAGGAGCUGGUCCUGUGGGUGGCCAUGGGGCUGUCGUUUCAUGCACGAAUGUCGGCAAAUCAGAGAUUCUGGCAACGGAGGCUGGGACGGAGGCUGGUACAGCUGCUCUACUCCAUUGCUCCGCCCAACUCGGUUCCGAUCGCGAACGAAGACAAAACUGGAUCCGCUCAUGGCGUCUUCAUGUCCGCGCCAGCACACACAACAACACUCAUUUCGCUGGCGCCGACGACGUUUGGGACAUAUCCUUCCCAUAUCCUGCACUGGACCACUCAGCAAGCUCCUUAUUCUGCGAAAGUCUCCAAGAGGCAUGUCAAACGCACCCCAGCCCAGCAAAAUGCACCCACAACCUUCACAUAG
Messenger RNA from Mycena indigotica, 450 nucleotides. RefSeq lists its product as uncharacterized. The record is from RefSeq and is a predicted model, not a curated record. NCBI's taxonomy places the organism in Eukaryota, Fungi, Basidiomycota, Agaricomycetes, Agaricales, Mycenaceae. The coding region runs from base 1 to 450 and encodes 149 amino acids. The transcript has 3 exons.